UCAUUUGUCAUUUACUAAGUUUGACUCGGUUAUAAAAUAUAUGUUUCUCUCACUGCUCACUGCUCACUCAUUGUUUUCUCGUUUAAAGUAAUUAAAUGGUAACCUACAUAAUCUAAGUUCAUGAUUUAAUAUUAACUAUGGAAGUAGACACAAAUGAAGAAAAUGAUGGUACCAUUAUUAGUAUUCAUAUGCGUAACUGGUUUUGUCUCGAAAAUUUGAAAAUAAAGUUUAACAGAAACGUAAAUUUUAUCGUUGGUCGUAACGGAUGUGGAAAAAGUGCUAUUCUAUCUGCAUUAGUGAUUGGCUUGGGCAGCAGAGCUGAUAUAACUUACAGAGGAAAUAAUGUGCAAUCUUUAAUCAGGCGUGGAGCAAAUUCAGCAACCAUUGAGAUUCAACUGAGAAACAGUAGUUCUAGAGCAUACAAACGUCACAUUUAUGGCGAUCACAUUACAAUAAUCAGAGAAAUCAAUGCAAGUGGUUCGCAUUAUAAAAUUAAAGCUGCAUCAGGUGAAAUAAUAUCAACUAGGUUAAAAGAAGUUGAAGCAAUAAAACAUGCUCUUGGAAUACAAGUUGAUAAUCCCAUUUCGGUGCUUAAUCAAGAUGAUGCUAGGAGUUUCCUUGGUAAAGGACCUGAGAAGAUGUAUGCCCUGUUCCGGAAAGCCACAAAUUUGGACCAGGCAGAAGAUAAAUAUAAAGAAACAUUGAAAACAUGUGAUGAGGCAAUUGAACAUUUAAAAAUGAAAGAGCAAGCUUCGAAAGAGUUGGAAAAAGAAUACCAUAGUCUAAGGGCGAGCUAUGAUCAGAUGAGGUCAUACGAAGAAUUUGAGCAGCAAAUUCAGCAAUUACAAAAUGAAUAUUACUGGAGAGAGGUGGUUGAGGUUGAGACAGAAGCACAUGAUGCUGAGACACAGUACAAUACUGUUUGUAAGAAGAUCACUGAGCUCACACAGAAGGGUCAAGACAUUGAACAAAUACAUAGAACAGGAUUGAGUGCUCUUGAAGUCUUAAAGAGAGAGCGAGAUGAAAAAUCGUUACAAAAGAAUGCCUUACAACAAGAUGUGUCGACGUACGAAUCUCAAGCCCGAGAAGCUCAGAGUUCGUUGAGAACGGUGCAACAAACCGUUCAGAAAUACCAGGACAGGUUCGACAGAGAACAGAAGAAAGUCUUAGAUUUACAGAGGGAGAUAGGGAAUAUACAAUCAGGUGCGCAGCGGAACGAGCGCGCGCGGCUGACGUCACGCGCGGCGGCGGCCCGCAGCGCGGCGGAGGCGGCGCGCGCCCGCGAACGCACGGCGCAGCACGACGCGGCGCAGGCGCGCGGGCACGCCGCACACACGCGCGCGCGCGCUGACGACGCGGCCGCCGCGCUGCGGACGCAUCGCCACGCGCUCAAUCGAUUAACCCAACAACUGCGCGACCUGGAGUCCUGCUCCAGCGACUCGCUGGCCGUGUACGGCAACAGCAUGGUGACGCUCCGGAAGGAGGUAGAGGAAGCUGUGAAAAGAGGAGAAUUUAGUGCUCCUCCCAAGGGACCUAUAGGUGAUUACAUAAAAGUAACCGAAAAACAGUGGGUCGGGACCCUGGAGCACAUCCUCGGUGGCUCCAUCACCACGUUCUGCGUGAAUAACGCCAGUGACUCUAGGAAACUUAUCGACAUCAUGAACAAGGUGUACGGGCCCGCGCGCAAGCCGGCCGUCUCGUGCAGCGCGUUCCUGCGGCGGCGCCACGACGUGCGGGCGCGCGAGGUGCGCGGGGCGGGGGGCGGCGCGGCGGGGGGCGCCCCCCUGCGCUCGGCGCUGGGCUGGCUGCAGGUCGACGACCCCGAGGUCUACAACCACCUCGUGGACGCGCUGCGCCUGGAGACCGUGUUGCUUGUACCCGAUCACCAGACAGCGGUGGAGCUGUGCUCGGAGGAGCACCGCGUGCCGCGCCACCUCAGCAAGGCCGUGAGCCGCGACUGCGCGGAGUACUACCCCGCCCCGCGCUACCGCUCCUACGGCGUGCGCGCCCGCCCCCCGCGCUACCUGCAGCACUCCUCGCGCGACCGCACCAGGCAGCUAAAGUCGGAGAUACAAGAAGCGCAAGUAAAGUUGCGAGAGCUGGAGGGCGGCGCCCGCGCGUGCGAGCAGGAGGCGGAGCGCGCCCGCCAGUACGAGCGCGCGCUCGCCGACACGCUGCACGCGCUCGCGCUCGACAAGAUCGACAAAGAGGAGAAGGAGAAGAUCGCCAUAGCUGAACUCGAGCAGUACCAGGAGCCGCGACAAACUGUGCUGGAGGACGAAUUGAAAUUGUCCAAAGAAAAAGCCCAAAGCGUACAAGAACAGUUGAACGCGCAGUUAGCGGAAGAGCAGCGUUGGAGAGGCCAGCACCAGCAGCUCGAUAACAAAGUGAGGGAGCUCCGGAACCGACUGUCGGACCUCACGUCCGCCUGCAGGGACCUCACGGAAGAAAUAGAUCGGGAGCAAAUCAAAUUAGAGAAUAUUGCGUCUCAAAUAACCGAAUGUGAAGUUCGCGUGCAAAAAUACCGCAAGGAGUUGUCUCGAACCAAAGCAGCCUUGGAAGAGAAAAAGGAAGUCGUCAGAACAAAAAUUGAAGAAACGUCGAAGCUUUGUCCUCGUGUUCGCAACCCCAGACAAAAAGCAUUGAUAACGGAAGAAUUGAAAAAUACAAAAGAUAAGAUGAACGCGAUGCGAUGCAACGGCAUGACGAAGGUGCAGGUGGCCGAGAAACUGAUCGUCGUUAAGAAGAAAUAUCAUGAGAUUAGCGCGGAACUGCAGCAGCUCGGAGCCGUCAUUGAAUCCAUCAAGGAGACCGCCAAGCAACAUCUGCAGUUCAGUCACUUCGCGCAGACCUACAUCAUCAGGCAGCUGUACUACAUAUUCCAGUCCAUCCUGACGCUGAGAGGAUACUGCGGGAACAUCGAGGUGGACGCGGCGGCGGGGCGGCUGCGCCUGCAGUGCAGUGCGGGCGCGGCGCCGCACAGUGCGGGGCUGUCCGGCGGCGAGCAGUCCUACUCCACCGUGGCCUUCCUGCUCGCGCUCUGGGACUGCGCCGAGAUGCCCUUCUACUUUAUGGACGAGUUCGAUGUCUUCAUGGACGACGUGAAUCGUAAAAUUAUAAUGCAGUUAUUGAUCAAUCAUGCACUUAAAAAUUCUGGACGACAAUUCGUCUUUCUCACGCCAAAGGACAUCUCCUGCGUAUCUGCCGGGCCACAGAUCGACAUCCACUUGCUGCCCAAUCCCCGAUCCUAGUUAUCAUGAAUAAAAAUAAGAAAGUUUAAAUAUUUGUGUAUAAUCAUUUGUGUUCAAUAAUUGUGUUGUAACUUCUAUCAUUAUUCUUAUCUAACGUACGUAUGUACGUUUUUUUUUUAAAUAAAUGCCUAAGUAAAGAAA
Messenger RNA from Bombyx mori (domestic silkworm), 3392 nucleotides. RefSeq names its product structural maintenance of chromosomes protein 6 (gene SMC6). The coding region runs from base 138 to 3251 and encodes 1037 amino acids. The record is from RefSeq and is a predicted model, not a curated record. Lineage: Eukaryota; Metazoa; Arthropoda; Insecta; Lepidoptera; Bombycidae. Gene Ontology annotation, cellular component: site of double-strand break; Smc5-Smc6 complex; nucleus. Gene Ontology annotation, molecular function: damaged DNA binding; single-stranded DNA binding. The transcript is spliced from 18 exons. Gene Ontology annotation, biological process: double-strand break repair via homologous recombination.